Messenger RNA from Notolabrus celidotus (New Zealand spotty), 3418 nucleotides. Its product is annotated as flocculation protein FLO11-like. Bases 324 to 3305 code for a protein of 993 amino acids. NCBI's taxonomy places the organism in Eukaryota, Metazoa, Chordata, Actinopteri, Labriformes, Labridae. The record is from RefSeq and is a predicted model, not a curated record. The transcript is spliced from 4 exons.
CUGUUUCCUUUGAUUGACAGCUGCUGGAGAGAGAAACUUCAAAGGACACAGUGUCUUGUGACGCUACGCUGUAGGGCGGAGCUUGUUACCGUGCCGACACAGAAAUUACCAUGGCAGUGGUGUAGUGCAUUUUUUUCUCACGUGGAACUAUGAUGUCACAGAGCUCUAUGACCUCAUAGUCUUAGGACUCUCUCAAACUGACCUGAGCGGCUGCACAAACUGCACACAUCUAAUCAAGAGAGAGAGAGAUUACAGAGAGCCAACCUGAACACAGAUUUCAGUUAACUCAAGAGAUCCAACAAGUCAAAGCUACUCAUCAGAAGAUGUCUGAACAGAGACAGGUUUUAACUUCAAGUCCACUAGAGAGAGAAACUGAGACCAUGGACGAGUACUCCAACAACGUGGUCUCAGAACUCCUGGAGCUCACUGCUGCUAACCUCAGCGAGCAGAAGCUGUACAUCCACAGCUGGGAGACAGGAGAGAGAAAGACACCUGAGGAUGACGAGGAUUAUUAUUUAGCUGAUGAUCUCACCCAACAGGACAAAGAACGGAUCAAAAAGUUUUUCAACAUGCGGCGAGUGUUUGCUGAGCAUCUUGGAGAGGUUGCAGAAAUCAAGGAGACCAUCACUCCCUGCAACCCUUCAACAGAAAGCACCACCGCAGAAAACACAGGUGACAAGUCUUUCUUUAAAAAAGUCAAGACGGCCUGGAAGAAAUGUUUUAGUACGAAGAGCAAGGAGGAAGGUGUGAGGACCGCUGAGGAUGAAAGAGAAGAACUCGACUCUACUUCAGAGCGAGCUGAGGAGGAAACAAAAGCAGAGGAAGAGUUGAGGAGCUUCCCAUCUCAGUCCUCUACCUGCCCCAUCCCAUCACCAAACCAGGUGGAUGAGGGCAUUCAACUGGAGAGCCAAAGAGCCAAAGAGGAGACAUCAACCUCUGACCAGGCAGGCAGCAGCUCCCAGACUAGUGAUAGAUGUUCACCGGUCACUGAGGAGGUCAAACUGCUCAUACCGCAGACAGUCCAGGACAGUGUGGAGAUCCUGCAGUGUCCUGAGUCCGUCAGUGCUCUGAACAACACUGACUCUGACAACAAAAACAAGAAACCAGCUCGCAAAUCACUCUUCAAAAGAGCACAGAUGACAUGGAAGGCUGGCUUUGGCAAGAAAACAAGCAAAAAAAUCAACAGGGAUGAAGGUUCACACAAACAAGACCCAGACUCUUCUUCUCUGGAAGGAGCUAAGGAGGAGGAAGAACUGUCCCUGUGCUUGAUGCCAUCACCAGAAGAGAUUGAUGAAGUCACUCCAUCAGAAAUCCAACCAACAGAUGAGAGCCCUAAAGAUUUACAGGAGGAACCCUUCAGUCCAUGGAACAGGAUCAUUCAUGUCUACAAAUGUGAAGAAGAGCAUUUAGAGAUUGAAGCUGGUGGACAGCCGACAGAGAGCCCUCUGGAUUCAGAAACUCUGCUAAAAGAGGAAAUCAGGAGUCUGCCUCCAACCGCCACUAGUUCAUCUGCAGAACUGUCUCUGUGCUUGAUGCCAUCACCAAAAGAGAUGGAUGAAGUCACUCCAUCAGAAAUCCAACCAACAGAUGAGAGCCCUAAAGAUUUACAGGAGGAACCCUUCAGUCCAUGGAACAGGAUCGUUCAGGUCUUACCCUACAAAUGUGAAGAAGAGCAUUUAGAGAUUGAAGCUGGUGGACAGCCGACAGAGAGCCCUCUGGAUUCAGAAACUCUGCUGAAAGAGGAAAUCAGGAGUCCAACCGCCACUAGUUCAUCUGCAGACUCACCGGUCACUGAGGAGGCCAAACUGCUCGUCCUGCAAGUGGCUGAAGACAGUAUGAAGAUCCUUCAGUGUCCUGAGUCCGUCAGUGCUCUGAACAACACUGACUCUGACAACAAAACCAAGAAACCAGCUCGCAAAUCACUCUGCAAAAGAGCAAAGAUGACAUGGAGGGCCUGCUUUGGUAAGAAAAUGAUGGUUGAAGUCACUCCAUCAGAAAUCCAACCAACAGAUGAGAGUCCUAAAGAUUUACAGGAGACUUUAGAGGAAGAGGAAGUUAGCAAGGACAAAUCUCCUACCCCUGAAAGAUCCCCAGGAAAAGAGGAGGAGCCAGCUGUAGCUUCAGAGAACCAGCAGCUAGUCUUUGAAUCCUCAGAGAUCUCUGCUAUCCUGGAGAGGUUCUUCCAGAGUCUCAGUGAAGAGCAGUGGAGAGAAGUAAGCGAGGGAGUUUACAAUGAGGGUGUGAAGGAGCUGCUCGUUGUCCUGUGUAUAGAUGUGCUGAUUUUCAUCACAGACUCCGUCAUCAAGAUUGUCUACCAGUCAAUCCAUCAAAGCUCCACCACCUCUGACGUCCUCACCCUGAAGAGCCAAACGUCCUCCACACGUCUCACAGAGAACUUCAACGACAAGAUUCAGGGCAGUUUUGAAAAGUCCUUCAGCCAGGCUCUCCAUGACGUCGUCGGUGUGGACACCCAUGUGAGGAUUUCAUCUGAGUUCAGUCAGGCCAUCGCGGGAGAUGUUGUCCGGGAGGUGACCUCUGCACUGCACACGCUGAUCCAAGCCCCAUUGGAUGAAGACUUCACCGGCACUCCUGUUCCUGCUAGCUGCCGUGUGCCAAAAGACAAAGCAGGCAGGAAGACUUUGGCAGGAGUGAUUGCAACAAUGAGGUCCUUUCUUACAGGCCGAGUCACGUCCAUCAAAAGAAAGGUUCUGACAAAAUGUUCAACUGAGGAAUCCAAAGAGAAACCAACAGUACAGACGUGGGCUAACCAAUGGGAGAGAUGUUUCUCUGCAUCGCACAGGGGAAGGGUCCAUCCUUUUACCAGUCCAGACUUGGAUGCAGCUGAUACUUCCGCCAGAGCUGAACUAUCUGGAGCUACCACUGAUCUGCCCCCCAGCAAAAUGAAAUAUAUACCACUGGAGAUAGUCGACAUCAGUGAGGACGAGGAAAUGACUCACCAAGACCACCCAAGUGUCAUCUCACCUGUGUUUGUUACCAAACCAAUUCCCCAGGAUCAUCUGGUCCUUGAGGACCCUGAUAAGACCGACGAUGAGAAGUCUCCCACUAAGUCUCAGAUCAGUGAUUCUGGUGUCAGUGAAAUCACUGCCAGCGUCUCAGAUUCAGAGUCGAAGAAGAAGAAGAAGAAGAGCUUCUGGAGCUUCCUCUGCUGCAUCUUCAGAAAGAAUGAGGACAAAAAGAAGAACAAAGACAACAAUGGACAGGAAAAGCCCAAACGCUGCUGCUGCUGCUGCUGCUGCUGGAUGCGACUGCUGUGCUGCUGUUGCACUGAAAACGAACCCCCCUAGAACUUAACCCCCACAGUCUAUAAUGCAUAGAUAAAACCCCAUAAAUAACAACACAAAGAAAAACAACAUAAAAAAAAGAACAAACAAAAAACAAAUAAAAACCUAAAAAUAAA